CCACUCUUCCCACCCAAGUUACGAAUAUAGUUUGGCUUGACCGAUUUUAGAUAGCAAUAGCAACUGCAACCUCAAGGCGAAGCUUCCAAAGCUUCAAUCCCACCCAUUCCUCGUUCUUCCCAGGUCAAAAUCCACUUCAUUACCAUAGUUUCUUCUCAACUUACUGCGUACAACCCUGGAUCUCGAGGUUGCCCAUUUGCGUUAUUCAUCGUCUGCACGCCAAUACUUCCCGUCUCUAUAGAAAAUAGAGGCGACCCUCAAACUCAAGAUAAUUCAUCAAAAUGGAUUAUCGAUCGCCUUCUCGAGAUCGUUACGAGUCGCGCUCCCCGACGCCUAAAUCGCGUUAUUCACGCUCGCCUUCGCCAGUUCGCCACCGUCGGUCCCCUAUCAGAUCGCCAACACCAGUCUCUCGCCGUAAUGGCAGACUUCGUAGCGAGAGCAGGAGUCCGAGCCGUGGCCGAGAUGACAGGGGUAGGAGUGAGAGCCCGUUGAGAGGAAGUACCAAGAUUGUGGUUGAGAAGUUGACCAAGACCAUCAAUGAGGAACAUCUGCAUGAGAUCUUCGGCCAGUACGGUCCUAUCCGAGACCUGGACAUGCCUGUGAAUAGACAAUUCAAUACGAACCGUGGAACCGCGUACAUUCUCUACAUUCACGAGGCAGAUGCCGAGGCUGCUAUUGCUCACAUGCACGAAGCCGUCCUCGAUGGCACGGUAAUCAAUGUGUCCAUCGUGCUCCCCCGACGCAAGUUUUCGCCUUCUCCCCCGACCGCGACACGAGGCGCCAACAUUGACCCUCGCCAUCCUGCGCCCGGUCCCAGAGUUGGCGGCAGAGCUGGCGCCGGCACCGGUAGUACUACCAGCGGUGGAAGAGGAGCGGGAUUUGGCGGGGGGAGACAACCGCGUUCUCCCCGUUACGGUCGCUCCGGCCGCGACAACUUCGACACUUACCGUCCGCGUUCCUAUUCGAGAUCCCGAUCCCCUCCUCACCGUCGUAACCGAAGUCCGUCCGGCUCGUACGGUUCUAGAUCUCGAUCUCCCCCGCGACGACGAGGCGGAAGGAAGGAAAGCUACAACGGCCAUGAUGAUGAUCGACGUCGUAGUCCCAGCUAUGACAGUUUCCGAGGUCGCAGCCGUUCUCGCAGUCGUGGAAGAGGAUACCGUUAGGUUGGGACAACAUAGGCCGCGUUGUAUGUCGACGGGCGUUUAUCGAGCACGAGAUACCUUGACAUGUGAUGGGGAAGCUUCUCGUAUACGGUUGAAGUCAAAGCAGUCCGUGAUGGAAUGAUGGGCUACCAAUUUGGUAGUAGUAUGUUUGCUCUGUCCUAUUAUGCCGUUUCGGAUCGGAUGCUCAUGAUCCAUUUAGCACAUACAUCGAUAUCGAUGGCAAUCACAUUGCACUCGCGUGCAUAGAUGACCCCCUGGGUUGGUUUUCAGCUGAAUCGCCUUACAAAUUCAUCAGUUGGAAUGUCAAAAAGUUUCCCCGGUGCCUUGUUCCAUAAUAUCCAUCUCAUCUUAUCCUAUUCGUCUGCGCCGCUCAGAUCCUCGUAGAACCACUAUGAAAUCCCAUAUUUUCGACGCGAGCUCCACGUUGUCUCCAUCGCUAUUCCAACCUCAAAGACUUAAAUUUCCAAUCACGAAUCCUGGGGAUUGGGUGGUUGGUUAUAAAUCCUUUCUUGCAUUGCAUAAU
Molecule: messenger RNA, 1686 nt
Organism: Annulohypoxylon truncatum
Lineage: Eukaryota; Fungi; Ascomycota; Sordariomycetes; Xylariales; Hypoxylaceae
Product: RNA-binding domain-containing protein
Exons: 3
Coding region: 282-1163 (293 amino acids)
Biological process (GO): mRNA splicing, via spliceosome
Cellular component (GO): nucleoplasm; cytoplasm; ASAP complex
Molecular function (GO): RNA binding
Source: RefSeq, a predicted model, not a curated record